AAACAUGAGAAUGAAAUGUUUCCCUUAUAUUUCAGGUGUUUUAAUACAGAUCGACCUAUACCACUCCAAGUUCCUCCCAAGGAACAAGAUGUCUCAAUCUUGGCUGAGGAAAUGGUGGAUGUGUCGUCUUUAAAUGGAGUCCCAGAAGAAGAGAUUAAGACCCGCAUGGCUCGUAUUUAUGUUCCGGCUCGUAAUGCCAUGCAAAGUGGUAGCUUUGGCACAAGAAGGUGGAUGAUUGAAUUCGACACUCAAGGAAGAUGGGAGAAUCCCCUCAUGGGUUGGUGCUCCACAGCUGAUCCUUUAUCAAACUUGAAACUGGAUUUUGCAACCCAAGAAGAUGCCAUAGAAUAUUGUGAGAAAAAUGGUAAAUAUAUUAUUAAACUGUUAUCUUGGUUUUAUGGAAGAAGAAUG
Molecule: messenger RNA, 411 nt
Organism: Octopus bimaculoides (California two-spot octopus)
Lineage: Eukaryota; Metazoa; Mollusca; Cephalopoda; Octopoda; Octopodidae
Product: NADH dehydrogenase [ubiquinone] iron-sulfur protein 4, mitochondrial
Source: RefSeq, a predicted model, not a curated record